This is a messenger RNA of Clonostachys solani, 522 nucleotides long. The record is from the annotation of a GenBank genome assembly. NCBI's taxonomy places the organism in Eukaryota, Fungi, Ascomycota, Sordariomycetes, Hypocreales, Bionectriaceae.
AUGCUUGAACUAAUAAUUAUUAUAGAUUUAUCCGAUUCUCCGCCCACAAGCCAUAUCGGUUUUAGGUUCUUCGAUCAUGAGAGCCGCGCUCGCCUCCACCCUGAAGGAGACAUCCGCUGUGGAAACUGGCAAGAGUUUGACGUUGGACAAGAUCCAACAACAGAGGGCGCCAAAAACCACAUCCGUGGAUUUAACCAUAAACCGACUGACUACUACAUAUCGCUUACCACAUCGCCACUACACCAGAAAAUUAUGGUCAUUGAUUUGCGUGUUUUACAAAAACUUGGUAUACCGUUUGGCAGCACCACGGAUGACCUCGGCUUCAGUGGCACGGGUGUGAUUAAAACUAAGUAUGCCGCGAAGCACCAUGUCAUGGUUGCGGGAUGGAUUCCACCUCACAGUAUCGCAGGGUAUCUCCCUGUAACAAACUUCAAAGAUUUACUAGAGGCCACACAGAUUGAUACUUCUCGGGAAUCAAGUAGGUCAAUCCAAUCCGUCAGCCUUGCUAUCUUUAAAUGUUGA